Phytophthora nicotianae INRA-310 is the source of this 93-nucleotide messenger RNA. RefSeq lists its product as hypothetical. Bases 1 to 93 code for a protein of 30 amino acids. The record is from RefSeq and is a predicted model, not a curated record. NCBI's taxonomy places the organism in Eukaryota, Oomycota, Peronosporomycetes, Peronosporales, Peronosporaceae. The transcript has a single exon.
AUGCACUCUCGGCUCGGCAGUGCAUCGACAACCGUCACGAGAGCGACGACGAUGAUCUCUCCAGUACUGGGACGGAUAACGCUCCGUGGAUGA